Oryza sativa Japonica Group (Japanese rice) is the source of this 1674-nucleotide messenger RNA. RefSeq names its product COP9 signalosome complex subunit 4. The record is from RefSeq and is a predicted model, not a curated record. NCBI's taxonomy places the organism in Eukaryota, Viridiplantae, Streptophyta, Magnoliopsida, Poales, Poaceae. Gene Ontology annotation, cellular component: cytosol; COP9 signalosome.
UCCCCGAGCUUUUCCUCCCAUCUUCCCCGCAGAUCAAACGCCCCCCAAAACCCUAGGCCCCCCUUCUCCUCCGACGCCGGCUACAGUCUCCGACCCCUCCGGCGCAAUCGCGGAAUCGGAGGCGGCGGGCGGCGCCAUGGACAACGCCCUCGCGAGCGCCGCGGCGAUCGCCGACCAGCGCCAGAAGAUCGAGCAGUACCGCCACAUCCUCUCCUCCGUCCUCUCGUUUUCCCCGCCGGACAUCUCGCAGGCGAAGCGCUUCCUCGACCACAGUAACGAGCCCUCUAUCUUUGCCCCUUUACCUGUUGAUUCGUAUGGAUUUUGUUCUGGUUCGGGUGUGACGGUUGGGUUCGGUGCGGCCGCAGUGGUUUCCGACGAGGUGCCGCUCGUGGUGUCGCGGCAGCUGCUGCAGACGUUCGCCCAGGAGCUUGGGAGGUUGGAGCCAGAGGCUCAGAAGGAGGUCGCGCACUACGCGCUCACGCAGAUCCAGCCUCGUGUGGUCUCCUUCGAGGAGCAGGUGGUAGUGAUUAGAGAGAAGCUUGCAGAACUGUAUGAGUCUGAACAACAAUGGUCAAAAGCUGCACAGAUGCUUAGUGGGAUUGACUUGGACUCAGGGAUCAGGAUGCUGGAUGACACAAACAAAUUAUCCAAAUGUGUCCAGAUUGCACGACUUUAUUUAGAGGAUGAUGAUUCUGUUAAUGCUGAAGCUUUUAUUAACAAAGCUUCAUUUUUGGUAACAAACAGUCACCAAGAACUUCUGAACUUACAGUACAAGGUAUGCUACGCUAGAAUUUUGGAUCUGAAGAGAAGAUUCUUGGAAGCUGCACUUCGAUACUAUGACAUCUCUCAGAUUGAACAACGCCAAAUUGGUGACGAAGAGAUCGAUGAAAAUGCUUUGGAGCAAGCUCUUAGUGCUGCUGUGACAUGCACAAUAUUGGCUGGUGCUGGUCCGCAACGAUCUCGUGUUCUUGCUACAUUGUACAAGGAUGAGAGAUGCUCAAAGUUGAAGAUAUACCCAAUACUGCAGAAGGUCUUUCUUGAAAGGAUUUUGAGGAAACCAGAAAUUGAAGCAUUUGCAGAGGAGCUGAGACCGCAUCAAAAAGCUCUGUUACCAGAUAAGUCUACUGUGCUUGACCGGGCAAUGAUUGAGCAUAACCUCCUUAGUGCCAGUAAACUUUACACUAAUAUCAGCUUUGAUGAGCUUGGAGCAUUAUUGGGCAUUGACCCUAGGAAGGCUGAAAAGAUAGCAUCGCGAAUGAUUUAUGAAGAUAGGAUGCGAGGUUCAAUUGAUCAGGUUGAAGCUGUGAUACAUUUUGAGGAUGACACUGAAGAGCUGCAGCAGUGGGACCAACAGAUUGCGGGACUGUGCCAAGCGCUGAACGACAUUCUGGACAGCAUGUCAAGCAAGGGAAUGGCUAUUCCUGUGUGAGCUCUUCAAGUUGCUUCGAUGGUACUCGUGAGAACUGUGGUCACGGCGUCAGGCCUCACGGACAUUUUGUACAGAUGUUCGCAGCUGCGAGUACCAGUCAUGUUUCGGAACGAAUUUUGGCCACAAUUAGUCGGUGAUCGGUACAUGUGAAGUUGUGAACUGCUGGAUAGAUUAAGGCAGUGGCGCCGUAAUGGCAUUAUAUCACAAACCAAAAUUGAUCGUGAUAGCAUUUUAUGCCUUGUUUU